Messenger RNA from Caenorhabditis remanei, 819 nucleotides. RefSeq lists its product as uncharacterized. The record is from RefSeq and is a predicted model, not a curated record. The transcript is spliced from 4 exons. NCBI's taxonomy places the organism in Eukaryota, Metazoa, Nematoda, Chromadorea, Rhabditida, Rhabditidae. The coding region runs from base 1 to 819 and encodes 272 amino acids.
AUGGCGAAAAUCGGCGAUUUCUCGUUUUGUGGCAAUCUACCGACGUACAAACCGACUCGCCACUGGGGUGGAAUCGUCUCUAACUCGCAACUCUACAUAUUCUUCACACUUCUCACUGUUCCCCAGAUUGUUUUAUCGAUUUUUCUCUGUUUUUCCGAUGGAAAUCAAGAGAAUUUUCAAAAAGCCAUCGGUGCGGCUCCAGAAGUCGCGCACGCCGUCGUCGGUGGCGUCGUUCUGAUUUGGGUGGUGACGAUUGUGUUUAGUUUGAUCGGAUAUUGUGAAAAAAUUCCCUAUUUGCACUUUCCGUUGGCUUUUAUUGAGAUUCCAUUCUUCCUCAUCUCAAUCGGUGGGACCGCCGUUUUCUGCUGGAAAAUCUCUCUGAAAGAAGUGGGCGGAGUCGACGAGCGUCUCUCUCAACUGUACAUUGCGAUUGUCUGUUUCCUUUUGGCUCUUUUCCACGUGUACUACACGUGGAUUUUGUUCUUUUUGUGGAAAGACGGGCGGAACAAACGACGAAUCGAUGAGUUCAUUGCGAGACAACGAAUGAUUGAUGACGUUUGCGAGGAGAUGUUAUGGGAGGAGGAGGAAGCAGCCGAAGAGCAAGAAGCACACAGAUACGCAGAGCUUAAUACCUCCCGCCUCCACAACACCUCAGCCCUCCACGGAAUCUACGAAGCCGAUGAGUGCUCUCUGUAUUCUCAGAAUUCCGAGUAUUCUGUAUCGUUGUCGUCGUCGGAACUCCGAAUGAUGGCUAUCUACAAUGAGAGUAUGCAGACGCAGAGGAGAUAUGUCUCAUUCUAUGAUCCCGUUUAUUUGUAG